Messenger RNA from Peromyscus eremicus (cactus mouse), 1863 nucleotides. RefSeq names its product zinc finger HIT-type containing 3 (gene Znhit3). Gene Ontology annotation, cellular component: nucleus; pre-snoRNP complex. The transcript is spliced from 5 exons. The record is from RefSeq and is a predicted model, not a curated record. Gene Ontology annotation, molecular function: protein binding. Lineage: Eukaryota; Metazoa; Chordata; Mammalia; Rodentia; Cricetidae. The coding region runs from base 40 to 327 and encodes 95 amino acids. Gene Ontology annotation, biological process: maturation of LSU-rRNA from tricistronic rRNA transcript (SSU-rRNA, 5.8S rRNA, LSU-rRNA); snoRNA localization; box C/D snoRNP assembly.
GAGAGCCGGGGCUGGCAGCGUGGCGUCUUCAGGGAAGCCAUGGCGUCGCUGAACUCUAAAACUGUGGUCUGCGUCAUCUGUUUGGAGAAGCCGAAAUACCGCUGCCCGCUUUGCCGCGUGCCCUACUGCUCGGUCACUUGUUUCCAGAAGCACAAAGAGCAGUGCAACCCGGAAGUCCGUCCUGUUGAGAACAGAAGAACAGUGGCUCCUGUAAAUACAGAGCCUGAGGACAACAAAGAUGAUGAUGAGUCUGUAGCUGAUUUUCUCAACAGUGAUGAGGAAGAAGACAGAGUGUCUCUGCAGAGUUUAAAGAACUUAGGAACGUAGGCCCUACACAGGCAGAAAUUAUACAACGAGUGGCUGAGGAGAUGGACAGGUGCCAUCCCUUUGCCUUCUGCGUGGACUGCCACAGACAGUUCUCCUCAGCCCUACCUCCCUCUGUCUGGCCCAAGUUCUGAGUGCCACCAGGCUCUGGCCCUACCGCAAUGUGGCUGGCUGACUUACCGGAUGGGAAAGCCGGCAGCACUGAUGUGGAUGGUCUCUACAAGGCCACAGGCCUCCAACUGACUCAGGACCUGCAAGGGUGGGAGACAGAGCAAGCAUCUACAAGCUAGAAAAGCUAUUUCUUUUGUACAUCUCUGGUCCUGAACUCCAAUGACAGGCAGGGUUGGCUGACAGAGAUGUCUGUCUCCAUGGGACCAUGAGAAACCAAGGGGGCUGAAGAUCUCCCUGCUAGAAGAGGUCCUGGUGGAGCCGCAAAGGCCCUGUCUGGUACCUGGCUCCUGCUACAGCUAAGGUCUGCAAUGGUCCUGGCUGUCUGUCACCUGUCCAGGGCGGAUACCACUUCACAAUACAGAACUAUUUAUUCUCUUCCGGCGUCAGAGCCGCUCAAGCAAGGAAGGUUAUACUGCGAAGAGUCUUGCUUGAUUUGAACCCAGAACUUUACCACACAGCCAAGUUCUCUUGGCUACACAGCCACAUUUACCAGGUGACUGUUGGACAUUCUUCAGUGCGGUCCAGCACUCACACAUCAUCUAUACCCCCUCAGAACCUGAAACCUUGAGGAAUGAUUUUGUGUAAACUAAAAUGAGAUUAACAAUCCAGGGACAGCCGUACUGCAUAGACUGUAGAGAUGUUAAAUCACAAAAUACCCAUUGCCCCGAGCAGGUUCUGUCUCUUGUCAGAGAUAGGAUAGGUGAGCAGGGAGCAUGAUGUUCUAGAGUCCCCAUGUGCCACCUUGGCGAGGCCUUGGUGCAGUGUACAGAACAUACGACACAUGCUCGCCCAGCCAGAGCAUGGGAAAUAAGCCCUCCUUAAUGUCAGGCCCAGCCUCACAGACUGCCUGUGAUCACUCCAUCUGGAGACGCUCUCCCUUUAGGCCUUGCCAGAUGGGGUUUGAUGCUAGGCAGCUGUAACUCAGGAUUAGUUACCUCUUCCUGGAGGAAGGUCUGCGGCUGAUUCUGGCUGUUGGGCUUGAUACAGCGAAUGUAGUGGGGUGUUGUGCUAUGUAGGACCUGAAGGAGCUGUUCCAGUGAGGCCUGUAGACGGAGAAAUCUGGGGUAAGGCAGGAUUGGGGCAGCUAUGGGUCAUAAGCUGAAUUCCGGUUAGUGAGUAGAUUAUGUCCUUGGUGGCCCUCCCAGCCUUGAGAACAGGACCCACAUAUGCCCUGGGCACUAUUAGAAAUUCCCCUCUCCCAUCCUGGGACUCUGUGUAACAGCCCUGGCUGUCCUAGAACUUGCAUUGUCUAUCAGGCUGGCCUCAAACUCACAGAGAUCCACCUGCCUCUGCCUCCUGAGUGCUGGGACUAGAGGUGUGCGCCACCACCGCCACCAGGUGGCUUGAAAGUUUUUAAAGAACACGUGC